Molecule: messenger RNA, 3036 nt
Organism: Stereum hirsutum FP-91666 SS1
Lineage: Eukaryota; Fungi; Basidiomycota; Agaricomycetes; Russulales; Stereaceae
Exons: 10
Source: RefSeq, a predicted model, not a curated record
UACAUUUAUCAGGACGCCCCUCUGCAGACAUGGCUUCAGUUUCGCCAGGAUUACCUCGACGAGCUCAUGCGAUCCGAAGGCCGCGGGUUCUUUUGUGGGUCCAGUUGCUGUGGCAAGUGCCGGAAGAUGGACAUACUCUAUCGGUGUAAGGAAUGUAGCGGGGGGGAGAUGCUGUGUGAUCAAUGUAUGGUGGAGGAACAUUCAUUGCUGCCCCUUCACAUCGUGGAGGAGUGGACCGGUCGUUUCUUCCGUAGGGUUCGUUUGGCCACUAUGGGCUUGCGAGUCCAGCUUGGCCAUCGACCCGGCGAGGUGUGUUCGUCCAGCCAUCACGGACACAAGGACUUUAUUGUCCUCCACGUAAACGGGAUCCAUCAGGUUGCCAUCGACUUCUGCGGAUGCCACCAGAGAGCAGAUCAUUGGCGUCAGCUUAUGCGCUUUCGGUGGUAUCCAGCCACUCCCAUCAGCCCCCAAACGUGCGCUACAUUUGAAGUCCUCCGGCUAUUCCAGACCUUGAACCUGCAGGGCAAGAUCACAGCGUACGACUUUUACCAAGGGCUUUGCAGACUUACGGAUGGAUAUGGCACUGAGGCUCUUCCAGACCGCCUUCCAUCCUUCAUGCUCAUGGAGCAGGAAUGGCGGAACCUCCUACUUCUGAAGCGGGGCGCUCGUGGUUUGGAUCCGUCAGGGGUGAAAGGAACACGGCAGGGCAGUCUAGCGGUCGACUGUAGAGCCUGCCCCAUCCCCGGAGUCAAUCUACCACAAGGAUGGGAGCAUGCGGCGAAGAAACAGGCGUGGCUAUACCGACUUCUAUUGGCACAGGACGCGAAUUUUCGACUGAAGGGAAGGUUACGAAGUUCUUCCGUUGUGGACAUCUCCCUCAGCAACGGCCUGGCGUACUUUGUCGAGGAUAGGGCGUACAAGGCCUUCUUGUACUCGAGGAAGGACGAGGAGGACGACCUCAGCAACUGCGUGCCAUUCAAUGCGCUUGCUAAGGCGAACAACAAGAGCGCGAAGUGCCUUGCGAAUACAGGUGUGGGUGGAGUUUGUUGUGGGAGGCACGAGUGCAUACGGCCAAAUGGGCUCGGGGACCUACAGAAGGGCGAAAGAUAUCGAAAUAUGGAUUACAUCUUCCUGGCCAGCAUCAUCUGCAUCCAGCUCCUCGCCCUCGUCUCCUCAUACGACAUCGGAUGCCAGUGGAGCAUCAAUUUCUGGGAGCGGAUGAACGACAUGCCCGAGAAUCUCCAGCUCUCCGAAAGCAUCCAGAACAUAGAAUUCGUUGUCCCCGCUUUUCACCUCGAAGCCCAUAUCGAAAGCUGCAAGCCCCUAUUCUCUCCUCGCUUUAUACGUUGGCUCGCACAGACGGAGUUCGAGGCGAUCGAGAGGAUCUGGGCGAUUCUCAACGGUGCGGCGUCGAGCACGAAGGAGAUGAGGCCCGGUCACCGGCGUGACACCCUCGACGACUUUGUUGGUUAUGCGAACUGGAUGAAGACAAUCAGACUCGGUAGGCGUACGAGCCUGCUAAAGAAGCUGGUUGUUGCCAUACCCGCUUGUUUGGACCAUCGGGCGGCUUUAGCUGGUUUUGAGAAAAACCUGGAGAAAGAGGCACCCGAGGUAUUUGCUGAGUGGGUGAAGAUGUACGAGGCGUGGGACGAGUCAGACGACCGAGCAAUCGACUGUCCCUUUGUCGCUCCUCGGCAGGAGAUGACAAUAGGCGAGGUUCGGCUCCGUCUCACACAGAAGGAGCAGGAGCGAGGGGUUACGUCUAUCCGAGGCCGCGAUGACUCCGGCGAGUGCGCCUUCAUCGUUCUUGGAAUGGACAUCGAGGUGCAACAAGCUCAGCUCCAGGCGGACUUGAAAAAGUCCAAACAUGCGACACAUCUACAGCGCGCAGAACUAGAGGACCGUCGAAGCUCACUCUACCGGCGAAUUCAACGGCUUCGAGAUCUCCAAGGCCACCUCAUGCCCGACCUCCGACUCAAGCUCAAUAUUACCGAACAGACGUUCAGAGGGCGCCGAUCCGAAUCCGAAACCAUCCCCCUCCAUCUCCCUUCCAGUCUCCCACCCGGCAUUCGAGCUACAACGUGCUCUGUAGACCUUAUCGACACAGAGCAGCAACUUCGUGAGGCGGAGGCAUAUGAUGCCCUCGAAAGUCUCCGCAAUCAACUUCGAACCAAGACGUUCAUGAGUCGGUACAAAAUCUCCAACAUCACCGGCCAACGGACGAAUACGAGGGCCCAGGAGUUGCUCGGGCGUGUAGAGGGCCGUCUGCAGCUGCUGAAGCUUCGGUACCGGCGUGCAAGAGCCGCGGUGAUGUCACUUUUGGGAGAGGAUGGAUGGAACGAUCGGGGGCUGGGAUCGAAACUCCUGGAGCUGAAGGACGAGGACGUACGGGGCUUGAGCGAUGCCGUGCUAAAAGAGGCAGACAAGGCCUCGGUUGAAUUUGCCCGCCAGAAGGCUGCUAGUGGCAACGCCACCCUCGCCACCACACGAACACUGAAGCAAUACCCGGAGAAGCAGCAGAAGAUGUCAUGGAUAUGGAGGGCGGUACAGAUUCACGACGACGGAUCUGAUCCUGGAUUUAAUGAUGCACUGCGGAUGGAGUGGGCGAAAGCCAAGGCCCGUGCGGCUCGUUGGACGGAGGAGGUGGAGCUUGUUUACGAGGAGAUGCGCCGAACCAUCGAGUAUUGUAGGUGGAGGGCGAAGUGGUGGGAGUCCCAAUCGGCUGCUCGCACGGAUGUGUCGCCGGAGCUCGCUGACGGACUGUCUGUAUAUGCGCUUGAGCAUGCGGAUCUUGAGAGACGUAUGGAGAGGGAUUUGGAGAGUAGGUGGGAGGCUGUCCGUAGCCGUGCGAGGGCCCUCAUGGACUCGAAUUUUGAGGAGAAGACCGGCGACAACACGAGUGGCGGUAGUACCACAAUGCCUCCGCAGCCGGAGACAGUGUUUUUGAAUCUUCGAGAUCUACAAGUGCUAGUGGACGACGAAGGUGGGGACGAAGAGGUCGAAGCGGAUGACGAGGACGAGGAUGACGAUCAUUGA